Molecule: messenger RNA, 2180 nt
Organism: Bombyx mori (domestic silkworm)
Lineage: Eukaryota; Metazoa; Arthropoda; Insecta; Lepidoptera; Bombycidae
Product: zinc finger protein 892
Exons: 6
Coding region: 177-1214 (345 amino acids)
Biological process (GO): regulation of transcription by RNA polymerase II
Cellular component (GO): nucleus
Molecular function (GO): sequence-specific DNA binding; DNA-binding transcription factor activity, RNA polymerase II-specific
Source: RefSeq, a predicted model, not a curated record
UUAGUAUUCAAGCUAUGACAUCCGCCACGAAUUUGGAUCAUUUUCAUUUAUAAUUAGUCUAUGCACUACGCACAGAACAAACCAAAAUGGCGUCGUAGAAAAUCUAAAAGUUUGAUACGCUGUGUCUUUCUACAAAUACGUUAUUUUAAUCUGUGCUUGUAGCUCUUAAUAACAAAAUGAGUGAGGACGAUAGUAUGUUUUAUUGCUCAUUUGUUAGUAUUCACUAUAUAAUCUGUGAAUGCGGCGAGACAUUUCCAACCGAAGAUGAUCUUAGAUUACAUUUGGAGAAAGAACAUCCUCAUAAAAAAGAGAAAAAGGAAUUUAAAUGUGGCGUUUGCGACAAAACCUUCUCUCUGGAAGAGGAAUGUGUGAGGCACUACGAGGAGGCGCACAUAGAUCUGGACCUGGACCAGGAGGGUACGGAGACCGAUGAUGUAUUCCUUGGCUACACGGAUCCUAACGAAGUGGAGGUUCAGAUACAAGGGAAUGUUGUUCAGAAAGUUGUCUGUGAAUUUUGCGGUGAAGUUUAUGCUUCUUGUACGACCCACAUUUGCUCCCUGAAGUUUGAACCCAUCGAAUCUGAAGCUAAAGUCAGAAAAUACAAACAGCCGAAGAACAUUGUGUGCGAAGUGUGCGGCAGGAAAUAUACUUCGAACGCAGCCCUGAGAUACCACCAGAGAGUGCACACAGGAGAACGCCCAUACAAAUGCCACAUGUGCGAGAAAACAUUUACAAUGCCAUUGUUCUUAAAGGUUCAUGUCAGAACUCAUACCGGAGAGAAGCCCUAUCAAUGUCUCCAGUGUCCCAAAGCGUUUAGUAACAAAGCGGCUCUAUUGAGACACGACCGUGUCCACACCGGAGUAAAGCCGUACAAGUGCCCGAAAUGUGGCAAGGCCUUCAGCCAGUCCAACUCAAUGAAGCUACACGUCAGCACCGUGCACCUGAAGAUGCCGGCUCCGUACAAAAGCAAGUACAGGAAGAUGAUGGCGAUGCAGCGAGUUAAGAAUAAUUCUUCAAGCGAUUCGGAUAAGAAAGGCAGAAGCAAUGCUGAAAUCGAACGUGCAGUUAAAAGUGUCAGUGAUUUAGUGAAUGUUAAAGAAGAAAGUGAUGAGGAGAAGGUGGUGGUUAAGAGUGAGAGUGCGUACGAUAUGGGGGAAGCAGUCCUGUUUGAUGAGAUGGGUAACGAGGUCACCUAUGAAGUUGUUUACGACUAACUGAAUGAGUUAAUGGUGAAUGAUGACUCUCUGAGGAGAAGUGAUUACUGCAGUCAAGCGGCUUGUUAGCGGCAAGUUAGCGGUAGACAGCGGCUUGGCUCCGCCCCUGGCAUUACUGAAGUCCAUGGACGACGGUAACCACUCACCAUCAGGUGGGCCGUAUGCUCGUCUGCCUACAAGGGUAAUAAAAAAAAAGCAUUGAAAGGCUAUGCAAUAUAAUUCAGUCUUUGACCUCAUGUCUUGAUGUCAUUGAUGAGACUCACGUUCUGAGGUCUAAGGGCUCUUCUGACCAAAGGACAGCCAUGAAGUUGGUCACCAGUUUAGAGUAAUAAACAAAUGUAAAUAAUAUAUGUCUACUAAUGUGAGGUUUAAUUUGAAAUUUCCAAAACUUGUGUAGUUCCGUUGUCGUGGUUACUAAAUAUGUCAUUACUGCGAUGUUAUAUCUCUAGUAAAUUAGACAAAAUGAAAAUAUCAUAAGGAAAAUUGAAUUGUAGUAAAUUGUAUAUUUGCCACUCCCAAUUAUACGAAUACUAAGUAAUGAAGUUGGAAUGUGAAUUAUUCUUUUAAUUGCAUUUUUUUUUUGUAAAGAGGAAUAAACGUAUACUUAAUUAAUCUGUAUUUUCUAUACUAAUAUUAUAAAGAGGAAAGAUUUGUUUGUUUGUAUUGAAUAGGCUCCGAAACUACUGAACCGAUUUGAAAGAUUCUUUCACUGUUUGGAAGCUACACUAUUCCCGAGUGACAUAGGAUAUAAUAUUUUUGAAAAAAAAUUAGGGAUCCUUACUAAAACUCGAAUAAUGUAACCCAAGAUGUAAAAAAAUACUUAAAAUAUUCUUUACAUCGCGUGCCCUGCGAAAACUAUUGAUGAUGGAAUAAAAUAAUGUACUAUGACUUUGUAUAUAACACAUUAUUAUUUACAAAAAGUGUCGCGACAGCAUAUGUCUAACUAUUACAGUUAUGCCACAAUAA